Scleropages formosus (Asian bonytongue) is the source of this 4015-nucleotide messenger RNA. RefSeq names its product protein kinase N1a (gene pkn1a). The transcript has 22 exons. The coding region runs from base 1 to 2862 and encodes 953 amino acids. NCBI's taxonomy places the organism in Eukaryota, Metazoa, Chordata, Actinopteri, Osteoglossiformes, Osteoglossidae. Gene Ontology annotation, molecular function: ATP binding; small GTPase binding; protein serine/threonine kinase activity. Gene Ontology annotation, biological process: signal transduction; protein phosphorylation. The record is from RefSeq and is a predicted model, not a curated record.
AUGGCCAGUGACGGGUCCAUGCUGGAGAGCCUGGGUGAGAAGGCCGAGGACGGUGCACACCCUGACCCGGAGUCGGCGAGUGACCCAGGUGGGCUGUCGGUACUGGAGCAGCUUGGUCUGGACCAGAACUCGGACUUCUCUGACAGCAGCGUGCAGCAGCGGCUGGAUGAGCAGCGUGAGCGAAUCCGCCGCGAGAUCCGCAAGGAGCUGAAGAUCAAGGAGGGCGCAGAGAACCUGAGGCGUGCCACCACCGACAAGCGCAAUGCCCAACAGGUGGAGAACCAACUACGCAGCUCCAACCGACGCCUGGAUGCCCUGCAUACGCAGCUGCAGGAGCUUGAUGCCCACAUUGUGGUCAAGGGAUCAGAUGACACCCGCGAUGAUGCCCCACAAUCCCCUGGGGCAGUCAGCCACACGUCUACCAACCAGGACCGUAUCGCAGCUCUGGAGCGGCAGCUCAACAUUGAGCUCAAAGUCAAGCAGGGAGCAGAAAACAUGAUCCCCAUUUAUGCAAACGGUCCCACCAAGGACAAAAAGCUUCUGCAGACAGCCCAGCAAAUGCUGCAGGACAGUAAGACCAAGAUUGACAUCAUCCGCAUGCAGAUCCGCAAGGCCGUUCAGGCCAGUGAGCAACACACCGAGGACAUGCAGGGUAAGCCGGACUUGUGUGGCGUGGAGCUGAGGAUUGAGGAGCUUCGGCAUCACUACCGUGUCGAGCAUGCUGUGGCUGAGGGCGCUAAGAAUGUGCUGCGUUUGUUGGGAGCCAGCAAGGUCCAGGACAGGAAGGCCAUGUCGGAGGCCCAGUGCCGCCUGAGCGAGUCAACUCAGCGACUGGACCUGCUGCGUGACUCCUUGGAGCAGCGGCUGGCUGACCUGCCUGAGGACCAUCCCAAGGCCUGCCUCAUCAAGGAGGAGCUGGUGCUAGCCUCCUCGCCAGCAUUCAGCUCACGACAUGGUGCCCCCUACCUGCACAACCAGUACAGCACACUCAGCAAGCCCUCCCCUUUGACAGGUACACUGCAGGUGCAGCUGCUAGGCUGUGUGGGGCUGCUGGAGGUGGUCCCUGGCCGUAGCCGUGGAACCCCAGUGCUCCUGCCCUGCUACAGCCCUGGGGAGGGCCGCUCCUUCAUGCGCAGUGGAAAGGGACUGUACAGCCGCAGCGGCAGCAUGAGUGGCAAGGUGCCCAGCAAGAGUGAUGAAUUGUCCUCGGAGGUUAGUGCCGUGCUAAAGCUGGAGAACACCGUGGUGGGUCAGACAGCCUGGAGGACAGUGGGGGAGCAGGCAUGGAACCAGACAUUCACACUGGAGUUGGAGCGGUCCAGGGAAAUGGAGAUUGCUGUGUACUGGAAGGACUACCGCUCACUGUGUGCCCUCAAAUACCUGAAGCUUGAGGACUUCUUGGACAACCAGAAGCAUCAAGUGCAGCUUGAACUGGAGCCGCAGGGGCUACUCCUAGCUGAGGUAACAUUUUUCAACCCAAUCAUAGAUCGCGUCCCACGCCUCCGCAGACAGAAAAAGAUCUUCUCCAAGCAGCAAGGUAAAGCCUUCCUGCGCUCUCGGCCAGUGAAUGUGGACAUUGCCACCUGGGUGCGGUUGCUGAAGAAUGCCAUUCCCACAGUCAACAACUCGGGCACUUACAGCCCCAGCGCUCACGCUCACAAUGCCGGGGAGAUCUCAGUGGAAAAGCUGAGCCUGGACAGCGAAUCGCCACAGAGGUCUGAGCCAAGGAGGGACUUGGAUGCCCACACCCCGGACCGGCUGCCGGUGAUUGAGCCCUUCUCUCCGCCUGACCUGACGCCAGAGCGCCCCCACAGAACUCCCUCCCAGAGCUCCCAGCAGGGUAAACAAAAGAAGACCCCCCUCUGUCUUCAGGACUUCCGUCUGAUCGCAGUGCUGGGCAGGGGACACUUUGGAAAGGUGCUGUUGUCAGAAUACAAGAAAACAGGCACCAUGUAUGCCAUCAAGGCCUUGAAGAAGGGAGAUAUCAUUGCUCGGGAUGAAGUGGAGAGUCUGAUGUGCGAGAAGCGGAUCUUCGAGACAGUCAACAUCUCCCGGCACCCGUUUCUGGUCAACCUCUUUGCGUGCUUCCAGACGCCGGAGCACGUGUGCUUUGUGAUGGAGUAUACUGCUGGUGGUGACCUGAUGAUGCACAUCCACGCGGAUGUCUUCACCGAGCCCCGUGCCAUGUUUUAUGCUGCCUGUGUGGUUCUUGGGCUACAUUUUCUCCAUGACCACAAGAUUGUGUACCGUGACCUUAAAUUGGACAACUUGCUGUUGGACACAGAGGGUUAUGUGAAGAUUGCAGACUUUGGACUCUGCAAAGAAGGCAUGGGCUAUGGAGACCGGACCAGCACAUUCUGCGGUACGCCGGAAUUCCUAGCCCCAGAGGUGCUCACCGACACAUCGUACACCAGAGCCGUGGACUGGUGGGGGCUGGGGGUGCUAGUCUACGAGAUGUUGGUAGGAGAGUCCCCCUUCCCAGGCGACGAUGAGGAGGAGGUGUUCGACAGCAUUGUCAAUGAUGAAGUCCGUUAUCCACGGUUCCUCUCCACCGAAGCAAUUGGACUCAUGAGGCGGUUGCUGAGGAGGAACCCAGACCGCCGACUAGGCUCCAGCGAGAAGGAUGCAGAGGAUGUGAAGAAACAGCCUUUCUUCCGGGGCAUGGACUGGGAAGCCCUGCUACAGAAAAAGUUGCCCCCUCCCUUCAUCCCAUCUAUUGUGGGCAAGGAGGACGUCAGCAACUUCGAUGAGGAGUUCACAGCCGAACUACCCACUUUGACUCCCCCCCGGGAGCCCCGCACCCUGUCACGCAAGGACCAGGACAGCUUCCGAGACUUUGACUAUGUCUCCGAUCUCUGCUGACUCUCCACUGUAUAAUGGGGCAUGGGGUCAGGAGGUCAAUUCCUUGACUGGGGAGCAAGGGUGGGGAUGGUGUGUUGGUCAUCCCAUUGUUACACUGUGAUUGGGGGUUAGUGUCAGGGCUAUGUGUAAUAUUACCCAUUUUCCACAGAGAGGCAAGAAGGGGGUGGGAGGGUUUGAUACCUCUGUCUUUCUGCCUGCCCAUCCGUGUGUCCUUCAGCCUGUCCCUGCACUGUGACUGAAUGUGUGCAUAGCUGAUAUGACAUGGUGCAUGUUCCCGCAUUGUGACACCCAAGGAUUUGGCCUCCUGCAGGAAUGGAAAUGGACAGGGGCUCCCUGGCAUGAUAUAGAAUAUGACUUUCACAUUCAGACAAGCUCCUCAUCUGCCUCUCCACUUCUUUCCCCAACACUCCAUUGUAGCACUUGUGCUUCUCCCAUCUAUUUUAUGACUUGCUGCAUUCCCUUCCUCUCCUUCCCUCCCUUUUCCAAAGCCUGUGUGGUGAUCCCUAGCAUCCUGUAACAUCUAUGUGUAGUGCCCUCCUGCAGAAAAGUGGCUAGAGGGGAAGAUGGAACUUCAUUUAUACUGUGAUACACAUGGCACUAGACAGGGAGACAGAACUGGGUGGGUGUAGCACCGACUGAGGCCUUACAUUUCGGGAAGAUCCUGAAGAUUAUAUUUUACUGGGGAGCAUGGGACUCUGUAACCUCUUCGAGAGACACGGUACUCAAUCUGAUAGCCCAAGGGCAGAGCCAACAUUAUGCUAUGGGGUAAAAACAACAAACCAUCUGCUUGGCACAAAACAGUCAUCAAGUAGAGUGGUGGUACAGGGAAAGAACUGCACUUACACAGCGGUGAGAGGACCUUUCUGUACAGUGGCAAACUGAUACCAAACUCACAGGCUUUCCUAUUUGGUCUGCCCUAACUGGUGUGUUGAGAACUGCUGGUUUUCAGAGAGGCCUCUGCUCCCCACCACACUAGAUCACUAGUGCAUUCAUGAAGGACGCUUACCUUUUUACAUUUUUAGUUGUUUGUGAUCUUCUUUAUGACUUUUGUCAAUUUUUUUUAGCUUAAUGAACUGUAAGACAACAAUUAUGAUGACAUUAGAGUGCUGAUGCUGUAAAGAAUCAUGCUGGUGUAAUUAUACACAAAGUUGUG